AGAGCGUGUGGGCAGUUCCUCCCCAGGCGAGCAGUCGGACAGGUCCUGGAGUUUGAGAGUUAGAAGCUGAGGAAAUAUCUGGGAGUGGACAAUGUUCGGGAAAUCUUACUUCCUCCUGUCACUUCUCCAAGGGAUAUCGCGUGUUGGAAUCUGUUUGAAAGGAAUAGAUGGGAACCCACAGUCUAAAUGGUCUAUAGCCUUUCACUCCGAGGGUCACAGUGACAGGGAUCAAAGAUUCCACCAUCGGACCCGGCUGUCUGGAGACCUGAAAGAUGGCGACUGUUCCCUGAUUAUAAACAACAUCAGACGGGAAGAUGCAGGACCUUAUUUUUUCAGAACAGAAUUUGACAAUGGUCCGAGCCAUAACUAUUACCCUGUAACCCAGCUUCACGUUUCUGUUGGACUGUCACAAGAGUGGAAAGGUGACACUCCACGAGAGGUGACAGCGCAGGAAGGUUCGUGUGUACAGAUUCCGUGUCAUUACAGUUAUCCAGCACAUUUUGAAAACAAACGACGAGUCGGAAUCUGGUUAAAUAAGGAGAAAUACAAAUUGCCGGCUUCCAUAGCCUUUCACUCCAAGGAUCACAGUCACGAGUUACCACGGUUCCACCAUCGGACCCGGCUGUCUGGAGACCUGAAAGAUGGCGACUGUUCCCUGAUUAUAAACAACAUCAGACGGGAAGAUGCAGGACAUUAUUUUUUCAGAAUAGAAUUUGACAGCAGGAAUAGAUACAACUACUAUCCUGUAACCCAGCUUCACGUUUCUGAUUUCACAGAAAAACCCACGAUAUUCCCUACUGAAAUUAUUGCAGGAAAGCGUGUGGAUGUAAGCUGCACCUUCAACACAACGUGCAAUGGAACAGCAGCACCUGUCUUAACCUGGGACACUCCCACUGACGUACCUGGAUCAGUCUCAAACACUGUAACUCAGCAUGGUGUCACUCUGACCUAUACUUCUGUUCUGACUCUGAUCCCAUCAGUCAAACACCACGGACACACUCUCAGCUGCAGAGUGAGAUAUCCAUCUGUUUCAUCGGAGCGGACCCUCGUACUAACUGUGCUAUACGCACCACAGAAUCUCUCAAUUGCUUCUCUUGAUGUGAUUAAUGCUUCAUCAAUCAAUAUAAUUGAGGGGAAUUCUGCAGUGAUAAUCUGCUCUGUCGAGAGCUUCCCAGCUUCUAACCUGACGUGGCGACAUCUUAAUGUCCCAAUGAACAGAACAAGUUCCAACAAUGAGCUGUGGUUGGUGAUUCCUCACGUUACAUCCAGGGACACUGGAGAUUAUCAGUGUGUGGCAGAGAAUGAACAUGGAGCAGUGGAGGGGUUCAUAACCAUCACUGUGGAAUAUCCCCCACAGGAGACCAUGGUGUCCAUCAGCAGAUCCUCAGGUGGGAUAAGAGAGGGAAGCAAUAUCACAUUAACCUGCUCCAGUGAAAGUGUCCCACCGAUAUCUCAUUACACCUGGUUCAGGAUCGAGGGGAACACCAGCACCCAGUUAAACACAAGUAGCCGCUCUCUCUCCUUCACCCCUGUAACACGGGAGAAUGAUGCAGGUUUCUACUGCACAGCGAGGAACCCAGUGGGUAACAGCACCUCCAACAUCACCCACCUGAACGUACAAUAUAAGCCGGAGAUUUCCCAGCAGUCGGAGUGCACUCGGAGGUCAGAGAGGGUCACCUGCGUCUGUGUGGCCGACUCCAACCCACCCGGAGACCUCACCUGGCAACUGCCCAGUGCCAACAUCAGUGGUAACCAAACACACGGAGGUUUUGUGUCGUGGCAGGUCAGAGAUGGGCAUCUGGUGACUGGUUCCCUCACCCUGAUGAGACCCCAGGAUGAGGGAGGUGUGAUGGCAUCCUGCUCGGUUCAAAACCCACAUGGGGAAACCAAGUUCAAGAUGUAUCUGUGGGUCAAAGGUAGAGACUCCAGUAAAUGGAAAGUAGGAUUGCUCACGGCUGGGAUCAUGUUGAGUGUUUUACUGGCUGAAAUCUUCAUCUUCAUCUGUGUGAGAAAGAGAAAGACAGCGAUGGAGGAGAGGGUUUCAGGGACCAGUGACAUUGCAUUGACCCCCAGUCCACUCUCUGUGAAGCACCAGGGUAAACAGAACGUGCUGAUUACUGAGCCCCAGAACACAAACAGAGACACAACUGGCGAGGGGCAGACCCCAGCUCCCCGGGGUAUCUCUGAAGGUGCAGUGGGAGGCGAUGUUGUACAUGGGAACCCCAACAAAACUGAAGAGUUUCUAUACGCCAAUCCCCAAGUCUUGAGGAUGUCCAGUGGUGAUGGGUCUGUCCACAGGGAAGAGGAGACAGAAUACGCACAGAUCAGGAGAAAGACAGCGAUGGAGGAGAGAGUUUCAGGGACCAGUGACAUUGCAUUGACCCCCAGUUCACUCUCUGUGAAGCACCAGCGUAAACAGAACGUGCUGAUUACUGAGCCCCAGGACACAACCAGAGACACAACUAGUGAGGGGGAGACCCCAGCUCCCCGGGAUCUCUCUGAAGGUCCAGUCGGAGGCGAUGCUGGACAUGGGAACUCCGACAAACCAGACGAGCUUCUCUACGCCAACAUCAACUUUUCAAAGCUGCCCAGCGGUGACAGGACUGUGCACAGGAGCGAGGACACGGAAUACGCACAGAUCAGGUUCCAGAAAAACUGAGUGUGAAACAGGGACCGAGGCUGUGGGGUGUGUGCAGCCAACAUGGCCAAAUAGUAAUGAACAGAAAUAUGAUGUUGCUGAACUUUUUUUUUAUCUGUUCUGAGUGAGCUUUCUGAAUGCUGCACAUUUUUCCAUGCUGUCAAAGAUUGUGAGAAGCUUAUGAAUUAUGUGUAAUGUUACAUCUGUUAAUACAGGGUGAGGUGAGAGUGACUGCCUUUGACAUCAAGGCUGCAUUUGACCGAGUGUGGCAUCUAGGAUCCCGAGCAAAACUGGAGUCAAUGGGAAUCAGGGGUGCGACGAAAGUAUAAUAAUUUACAUAAUAUUUUCCUGGUGUGUUGUAAACUAGGUUUAUGGGUGUGAGUGUAGAUGGGUCUGUCUGUGUGGCUUAAUUAUAUCUGGAGUCAGGUAGACUGCAAGUUUGAGAUUAUCAAAAGAAGCUAGGUGUAGAAAUGUACAUGAAAUGCUAAUGAGUGAACAUGGAGGCUGUAAUGUGUGAAGGGAAUUUGCAUUUUUAGAUAAGUGACGGGAUUGUUUGAAUUUCAAAGGGCUGUUGGUCUGUUUACAACGAGGCCGAUAAGUAAGGUUAAGCAGUGUUUUUAUUUUUCCCCAAAGGUUAUUGACAACAUUGGCAGCAUUAAAAUUUUUAUAUUAUGGGAAAUGUAUAAUUCCAAAGACAUAUGGAACAAUGAAAUUUACAUAUCAAAGAGAGAGAAACAUAAACAAAGGAGAAUGAAAGGCUAUUUUGGGGACCAUGUAAAAUCUAACAAAAGUGUGUGAAUCAGCCUUGAAGAAGCCUCCAGGCAUUUGUCCAUAGGUCUGUUAUGUUCAGUGACUAUAGAUCGAGAAAGCCAUUUGGAAUUCCACUCUCAAGUGUGUACUGUGUUAACUUGCUGGUUAUGUUUUUAAAUCUGAAAUCUAUUUUGGACUGUUGCCUUAAACGGGGUUGUACUGCUCACCUCCCGA
This is a messenger RNA of Carcharodon carcharias (great white shark), 3622 nucleotides long. Its product is annotated as myelin-associated glycoprotein-like. The transcript has 13 exons. Bases 92 to 2659 code for a protein of 855 amino acids. Lineage: Eukaryota; Metazoa; Chordata; Chondrichthyes; Lamniformes; Lamnidae. The record is from RefSeq and is a predicted model, not a curated record.